UAUUAUUUCUCUAGGCGCUUAAACUGUUUUAGUCAUGCACAGGGGAUGCACAGACCGUCUGAGGUAGUGCAGUAGGCUAAGUGAGAUGUCGGGCAGGUAGUUUGUAUUUUGGGACAUAAAAUAGCUAAUCGCAAAUAGGCUACCACUGUAGGUCAUUCCGUGAACAUAAAUAUUAUUACGUGUUCGCCUGGCUUUACUUGACAGACCUACCUUGAGUGAUGUUACCAUUACGUGUCUGCUAAGGCUAAGGCUCGUAGGCUAUCAUAAGCUUUCAAAUGCAGUGACAUUUCAAUAGCAUGGAUGAAUGCUGUGUUUUGAAAAGGCAUUUACAUUGGAUUGCAACUCGUUAUCUCGCAAUACAGACAUUUAGCCUAUCUGAGAUAGCAGCGAACUUUCAGGAGGCUAAUACCGAUGGUCACGUGCCCUUGUAUCACAAGAUGUGUCUAGCUAAAAGCCAGUACGAUACAUAGCAGACGUUGUCUCGAGGAAGCUAUGUGAUCAGUAAAUGUAGUUAAUUCAUUCACCAUUAGCAGUGAUUAAUAGUAAAUCUAGUAACCCUACCCUUACAGGUGCUUUGUAGUAGGCUGUAUCAGGAAGUAUGUUAUGACUGACUAGCUAGGCUGUUUUUAUAACCACUGUUUAGAAGCUGUAUUUUAAAAUGGAAAAAAAUAUUUACACAUCAAGUAUCAGACACCACCUUGCAGCCAUAUGGAAUUCUGCCACUCAGCAUGUGCAAUUUGUCAGCCUUAUAGAAAUUUUAUACCAGUUUCUGCUGGAACCAAAAGAGACGGACAGGUUUCUCACGCAGCUGAAUGAAUUUGCUGGGGAGAAUGGCAUGAGCGCUGGUCCUCUGAGGAGUCUGAUGAAAAGUGUCCUCCUCCUCCCUCAUGGUGCUCUGAAGAAAAAUCUCACUGCUGAGCAAGUAAAGGAAGACCUCCUUAAUCUUGGAGUCAAUGAAGAUAAGGCAGCACAUUUCUCAAAUCAGUGGAAAGUCCACUAUGCUGUGCUGUCCCGAGUGGCUGUCGGGCAAACUUUAAUGGUCAACCAGCUGGUGGACAUGGAGUGGAAAUUUGGUGUGACUGUAGGGACCAGUGAGAUUCAGAAGACUGGGAACAUCUUCCUACAGCUCAAGCUAAUCAUCAAAAAAGGGAACUCCACAGAAAACGUCUACAUGGAGCUGACGUUACCGCAGUUCUAUAACUUCCUCCAUGAGAUGGAGCGAGCCAAAUCUGCUAUGGACUGCUUCAGCUGAGCUGCAGUGUUGGCCAGACGCUCGGUGUGCCUUUGGUGGGGGACUGUGGGAACAGAUUCAAGGUUGGGAAGCUUCAGUGCAGACAUACAACAUGUGGAACCAAGGACCAUUCUGGAAUGUUGUGAAGGUUCCAUCAUUCUCUGUCUCUCUCUCUCUCUCUGUGUGUGUGUGUGUGUGUGUCCAUAUGUCUUCAUAUAACCCAGCCUACACCACAUGUUAACUUCUGGUGGAUUCUGUCCUCUGGUUUGUAAGCCAAAUGGCCCUCAUGUAAAUAGUGAUUUAUUUAAUGUAAUUAAUGUUAUUUGAAAAAUAUUCACUGAUUGUACAGUACCUUACAAUAAAGAGAGAUAUCUAAUUAAAUCAA
Messenger RNA from Clupea harengus (Atlantic herring), 1616 nucleotides. It is a transcript of the gene commd7, whose product is annotated as COMM domain containing 7. NCBI's taxonomy places the organism in Eukaryota, Metazoa, Chordata, Actinopteri, Clupeiformes, Clupeidae. Gene Ontology annotation, biological process: negative regulation of DNA-templated transcription; tumor necrosis factor-mediated signaling pathway. The record is from RefSeq and is a predicted model, not a curated record. Gene Ontology annotation, molecular function: NF-kappaB binding.